AGUCCACAUUCUGCUCUCCCUGGCCCAUCACAGGGGAGGCUGAGGAGGUGGUUAUCAGUGACUAUAGAGCCGAGAGAAUGAACAGAAGGGACUACUGUAGCCAGGAUAAGGUGCUGAGCUUCUGAACCUUGGGCAGCAGGAUCCGGGAGGGGAGGGGCUAUGGAGUCCCAAGGCCAUGGCCUCACCACCUGGGACACCAGCGGCAGAAGAGCCACCUUUUUCCACAACAAGCAGGGAGAUGGGGCUGUUGAACCACCAUCACUUACUGCAAGGAAGAAUGAGCCUGCUUUGACAUACCAAGGCCUCUAUUACAGGCCUUCCCUAGCCAGGAAGAAGGCCCUAUAUGACUUCCGGGUGAGAUGGCCAGAACUGAUUCUCCUGGACCAGAAGAAAAUGGAGGUACUUCCUCUAAUUGGCAAAAGCACCUCUGACAAGCAGAUCCAUGAUGUCAGUAGCUGCUCCUCAGGGAUCAGCAUCAGCAACACAGACCUGGAGAGCACUCCCAGUGAGUGCCUGGAUUCCAAAGGAGAGUUUGCUGUGGGCCCCCAACCCCUUCCUGCACAGUCUCCAUAUAUGACCAUUCUCAACAACUAUCUGAAGCCAGAGUCGCUGACCCGGCUGGAGAAGAAGGUGAGGAAGAAGACCCUGGUGGCCAUGCGUGAGCUGGAGCAGGAGAUGGAAGCAGUUAAGAGACGGCGGUGGGCACUGAUGAUGGACAUCAAGGAGGUGGCAUGCGAACAAACAGAAGACAAGCACUUCCUGGAGUAUCUGAAGCAGAGGAAGGAGGAAAGCCAGAGGAAGUAUGACUCCCUGUGGAAAGACUACAGACAGCAGUGUCAGGAGAUCGAGGACAGGAGGCAAGAGCUGUUCUACAUCUUCACCUCCCGCACUGCACACCUCCAGAAGCAGCUGCUGCAGGGCAGGAAGCUAGAGCUAGGCUUCAGGAAGAAGCUGGAUGCCCUGAGGCCUGUAGUACAGAUAAAGAAGAGCCAGGACAGAACGAUCCAGGCUUUAGAGAAGGAGAAAGCCAGCAUAGAAGCUGGCAUCCCCUUCAUGGACAGAGAGGCACACUUCCAGUUCCUGAAGGAAAGGGCCGCCCUAGAGAAGCAGGUGGAGGAGCUGAACCUGCUGGAGUCAGGUGAGGACAUUACCAGAGAGCUGAGGAAGAAAGCCAAGGCCUUGGAGGCUGUGGCCAAACGGGCUCACAAGGACUUCUGCCAGGGAGUCAGUGCUGAGAACAGGCAACUGCGAACACAGCUCCAGCAGCUGGAUAAGGAAUUCUGUGAGCUGAAAGCCAGGAGGGAGAAGCUGGAGCAGCGAAAGCAGCUGUGGAAGGAGCAGCAGUGGUACCUGGAGGCCCUGGCCCGGGGGAGGGAGCGCCUGCAGCAGCAGGAGUACCGACCCCCCAAACCACAGGCUCCACACCCAACCCAGGGCCGUGUACUGGGUGCCAGGCCAGGAACCAAUCCUAAGUAAUGGCUGCCGUGUCCCAGGAAGCAGACUGGAGCUGGCGUUGAGGGUAGCACACAAGGAAUGAAGAUGCUAUCAGGCUAAUGCAGAGGACAGAAGCAGCAAGGGGGAUGGAGGACUGAGCUUCUCAGAGGGGCAGGGGGGUCCUGGCCUGGCCUGUCUCUCAGGCUUGGCCCCCUCACUGUAACCCGAAGGGCUGUCCUAACCAAACGCUUCCCCACAUUCAGGAAGCUUGGUUCUUUAGCUCCCACACCUUCCACGACAAGUUCCCUGUUGUAGUAUAGACUUUGGUGCUCAAUUCCUGCUCUAGUGUGGACGGCAUGACGACGGGGUGCAUUUGUAAUCGGCACCUUCCCCAGCCACCCCAUUUCACGGGAGUAGGUUGGUGUCUUAGGUGGGUGGGUGCAGGGUGUUAUCCGGGGAAUUGGGUUCUUUGUAUCUGUGUGUGGCUGAGGCUGAACCGGUCUGCAGAGCUGUGGGUCGUGAUGUGGCAUGCGGUCCCAGGUUUGGGCCUGUGCGACAAAUAUAGCCAGCUCUCUGA
Arvicola amphibius (Eurasian water vole) is the source of this 2011-nucleotide messenger RNA. Its product is annotated as coiled-coil domain-containing protein 121-like. The transcript has a single exon. Lineage: Eukaryota; Metazoa; Chordata; Mammalia; Rodentia; Cricetidae. The record is from RefSeq and is a predicted model, not a curated record. The coding region runs from base 160 to 1476 and encodes 438 amino acids.